GAGAUUCGAUAUGUUUCUUAAAGGUAGCAUUAUGAUCCUUGUGUUGAAUAUAACUCCAAGAAGCUCUGAGAUUUCUCACUUUCAGCAGUUUCUUUCACAUGGGUCUCAUUGAUACUCUCAAUUGAUUCUUUCUUUGUUGGGUUCGGAUUUUCUGUCAGCUUAGCUUCACUCCCUCGGUUGUGGGAAAGGCUCUUGAACGGAGUUGGUUGUAACAUCUCUCUCAACAAGAUUCUGGUCACUGGAGAAAAUUCCUGUUACAAGGUGUCUGCUCAUACUUUUGAUGGAGACUAGAAGAAACAUGGUUCAGACACUGGAAGCUAUAAAGGGUGGUGGAGGAUCCAUCAGGGUUGGGACCACUGGGACGGUCGGUUCCCUAAUGACAAGAGAAUUAGAGUCCAUCAAAGUUGCACCUCUGACGCCUGCAUCUUCCAGAAGUAAACAUCAAACAGCUUCUGUUUCUGUUCCCUGUGGUGCUACUACUCCGAAAAAGCUACAACCAAAAAAAUCAUGUGAUGAAGCUAGUAGCAGUGGAACCAGCAACUACAUUAAUCAGAGACGCCCUGAAAUUUCACAGAAAACAAAAACUCAUGCUAAAAAGACUAGUCAGAUCCCGAUAUUGAGCUCUGAUAAUGUUGGUCUGGAUAGAACUCCUAGUAGGCAGAAAACUAGUAAAAAAGGACCUAACAUUGUUGAAGUUGUGGACUUAAAAUGUGGGAACUCAGAUAGAGCAUGGGCUGGCCCUAUAACGAAUCGACUGAAGAAGCUGGGCUUCUCAAAGCUCUCUGAGAACAUUGUCUAACCUGGUAAUUUCUUCACAUCAGAUCUUAGAUUCCUGUAACUGUAUACAGAAAUCCCAAUUGGUCGUUUGCUGUCUGAAACUUCCACCAUACAACAUAUGCUUGGUAGGAUCCUAGUGCCUCUCUUUUUCUUCUUUUGUGUUUUUACCACUGGUUCACAAGCAGGUCUCAAAUGACUGCCAGAGGAAACCAUGUCUUUAAAUUGUGGCUGAGGCGUGUGUGAGCUACAUCUGCUGCUUAAUUCGAGGCGGCUGAAGUGCUCAAUUUCUUUCAUUAUGAGGGAUCCAACAGUGCCUCUGGUGCCUAUUUCCACAGGAGCAUAUGCAGCCAUUUUUGCAGCAUCUCUGUUGGCAAUGUUGCUGGAUUUAGACAUGUUUGGUUCUGCUGGAGUGGAGGGGGUGGCUUGUGGAUGAAAAGAGGUGGUUUGGGGUUCAGUCUUGGGUGGGGAAUUUACUUUUCUUUUGGGACAUAUGAUGUUUGGCCUUUGCUAUUUCACAAGGAUUCUUUGCCUUGUGUUCUUUAUCUAAAGUGAACAGCAUUUGUUGGGUUGGCUGGUUAUAUACUCACCUCAUUCAUGUGCUUACAGAUAAAAAGGUAGAAUCCCUUAAGCUACCACACCUUCUUUCUCUCUAUUUUAUUUUAUUUUUAAAUUUGACCAUUUGGCUCUCAUUUACUGAUUUAAUAUAGUUUUCCAUACUUGGAUUAUGUUUUGGAUUCAUUAUGACCGUCGGAUCUUGCGGAACAAUUUAGUUUGAUGCAUUAUCAAUCAGUAAAAGUGACGAUGCUGGAUUUUA
Messenger RNA from Prunus mume (Japanese apricot), 1591 nucleotides. Its product is annotated as hexon. The record is from RefSeq and is a predicted model, not a curated record. Lineage: Eukaryota; Viridiplantae; Streptophyta; Magnoliopsida; Rosales; Rosaceae.